Striga hermonthica is the source of this 1491-nucleotide messenger RNA. Lineage: Eukaryota; Viridiplantae; Streptophyta; Magnoliopsida; Lamiales; Orobanchaceae. The record is from the annotation of a GenBank genome assembly.
AUGAGUAGCGAGAGCGAAGAGAGUGUGUUUUGGAAUGAUAAAACGUACGGAUACGAAGGAACUUUUCCAUCCGAAUUCGAGCAUAGUUACAGAAACACUCGGUGGUUUGAGGCCGCAAAUCAGAGCGCAAUCAAUCAAUAUGAAUCUGGGACGAAAAGGACUCGAUUUUCUCCAGAAUCCCAUCACCAGGAAGGAGGCGCUGACAGUUCAGAACAAUCGAGCCCUCUCGGCUUGACGCUGCGGAAAACGCCGUCGUUUUUGAAUCUGGUGCAGACGAGUCUGUCUCAGGGCAAGAAACCACCACCAGCAGCAGCAGCAGAGCGACCGAAAAAGGACGACAUGGGAUCUUCUUCUUCUUCUUCUUCAUCUACUACGCCUGAGAAAUUGAAGGCUUCCAAUUUUCCCGCCAUUUUCAUUAAGAUCGGCGUUUGGCAGCGGACGACGAGGAACGAGGGAGAUUUGACUGCGAAACUGUACUAUGCGAAGCGGAAGCUGGUUUGGGAGGUGUUGGAUGGGGCACUGAAGAGCAAGAUCGAAGUACAAUGGUCGGAUAUCAUCGCGAUUCGGGCGACUACGUUCGAAAACGAGCCCGGGACGUUGGAAAUCGAGCUUAAUCAACCGCCUUCGUUCUACCGAGAAAUCAAUCCGCAGCCGAGAAAGCAUACCCUUUGGCAGCAAGCGUCCGACUUCACGGGCGGCCAAGCGCCGAUUUGGAGGAGACAUUACGUGAGGUUCCCGCCCGGAAUUCUCGACAGACACUACGAAAAGCUGUUGCAAUGCGACCAACGGCUCUUUGCCCUGAGCCAGAAGCCCUUCCCGAGCCACGAAUCACCUUAUUUCGACCCCACCAUGUUCGGGAUUUCAGAACUAUCUAUCGGUUUCAGUGGCUACGGAUCACCUUAUCUCCAUAGACCCUACCCUACAGCAGCAGCCCCAAUAGCGCUAAAUCCCGCAUUUCCAGGUGUUUAUCCUACGGACUUCCCAUUUAGGCUCGCAAGACGUAGCAAUCAGUUUUCGGCUCCGCCACAUUCACCUUGGGGUCAAGGGACGCCUUUUAACAUAACCCCACCGGGCAACGACGUUUUUUCAUACCAAAGCUAUCAACAACAACAACCGAACGUAGGACUGAUAAACGAUAUCGAGAGCCAUUUGAUGGGAGAGCCUCAAGUGGGGUCCUCAGAAGAAGGAACCUUCGGUGGCAGGGGAGUCGAGUCCAGCACUGUGGAUGUGACUUACGAUGCGAAUAUUUCGGGAACUAAUUACCAAGGUAAUAGUGGGCCCGGCCCAGAUGAGUUGAUUCAUUACAGGAGGUAUAAUAUGGAUAGUGGAAUGCUAGACGGGGAGUAUCGGGAGAUGAGCUUCAACUGGAUGCCAGCAGGACAGCCGGAUGAUGAUACGGCGGAUGAGCAAAUGGGGAAUAAUGAUUCGCUUCCACCGUUCGUUUUUCCUGAUCCUGACGAUGAUGACCCGAGUGACGAGCAUAUUUUUUAA